Molecule: messenger RNA, 174 nt
Organism: Pelobates cultripes (western spadefoot toad)
Lineage: Eukaryota; Metazoa; Chordata; Amphibia; Anura; Pelobatidae
Source: the annotation of a GenBank genome assembly
CCGGUGUGUCGCUCUCUGUAUUACGGGCCCCGGGACUCAACACGGACACACUGUGCGAGCUGCGUGCACACUAACUGCGCAUGCGUGCAGCACAGAGACACUAACUGCGCAUGCGUGCAUGACAGAGACACUAACUGCGCAUGCGUGCAAGACAGAGACACUAACUGCGCAUGC